Molecule: messenger RNA, 648 nt
Organism: Ostertagia ostertagi
Lineage: Eukaryota; Metazoa; Nematoda; Chromadorea; Rhabditida; Trichostrongylidae
Source: the annotation of a GenBank genome assembly
AUGCAUUACAUUCGAUUCACUGAGAACGAUAUUGACGACGUGAUGAAGUUCCUCCUAAAUGACUCCUACGCCUUGCAAUCGGUGGAGAAACACCUUCAGCUUGGCAGAGACGAUGCAUUGACUUUUCUAAAAGGAUUAUUCCCUGAAGCGAUAGACAGUGGAGUGUCGUAUUUGGCAAAGACCGAUGCCCACGAAGUUGUUGCCCUUAGGCUCAGCACGUUCCGUACAAGAGAGGAGGCUGCUGGGGAAGCUCAGGGGUUGCCUUACGAAGAAGUUUCCUCAACGAUCACUCGGACGCUGGCUUUGUUGCGCACUUUGCAUCAACAGUUUUGGGCUGCUAUCGAUCCUGAAAUCAACAAAGUCUACUUCCUGAUGGCGAUUCUGGUAGCGGACAAGUAUCGAGGAACGGAUCUCGUUGACAAUCUGAUUCAUCACAACAUGGAUGAAGUGCGAACUAUGGGAGUCCAAGGACUAGCGGCUGAUGCAGCCAUCUUCCAUUCGGCCAGGCUAGUUGAGAAUUUCGGCUAUCGCAUAAUGGCUGAAGUGGACCGUGCAACGUUUUUCGGUGCGGCUACAGGGGAGAGAGAGCUAGCUUGUAUGGUGGAGGGGAGUUCGUGUCUGGGGGUCGAUAUUGGGAGACAGGGAUAG